AUGUCCAGCAAGGGUCCAAGGAGGCUCGGCGUGAUCGCCGGCCACUUCGACACGACCGCCGCGGCGCAGCAGCCGGGCCGCUUCGCUGGCGCGGGCCCCGGCGCCGCCGCGCUCGCCAGCUUGCUGGACGGCGAUACGCCGGCGCGCGCGGAGCUGCGGCAGCGCAUGACGCAGCACAUGAAGAACGAUCCGGACCUGUACACACCGUGA
Messenger RNA from Monoraphidium neglectum, 210 nucleotides. RefSeq lists its product as hypothetical. Lineage: Eukaryota; Viridiplantae; Chlorophyta; Chlorophyceae; Sphaeropleales; Selenastraceae. The record is from RefSeq and is a predicted model, not a curated record. The coding region runs from base 1 to 210 and encodes 69 amino acids. The transcript has a single exon.